Molecule: messenger RNA, 1369 nt
Organism: Trichoderma reesei QM6a
Lineage: Eukaryota; Fungi; Ascomycota; Sordariomycetes; Hypocreales; Hypocreaceae
Gene: gna1
Product: guanine nucleotide-binding protein (G-protein) alpha-1 subunit
Exons: 5
Coding region: 308-1369 (353 amino acids)
Biological process (GO): G protein-coupled receptor signaling pathway
Cellular component (GO): heterotrimeric G-protein complex
Molecular function (GO): G protein-coupled receptor binding; G-protein beta/gamma-subunit complex binding; GTPase activity
Source: RefSeq, a predicted model, not a curated record
UCUGCCUUUGAACUGCCCGCCAUUGGCAUUUCAUUCCUCGCCUAGCAGGCCGUCAUUCUACUGCUUGCCGUUGACGCUUCCGCGCGUGCACCGUCGCGAUUGCCUCUAGCCGUUCGCAGGCGCCAGCGUUCAAUUUCUGCGACGAGCCCCUGACUAACCCAGAACUCCUCUUCGACAGUAAUCAGCUUUCCGCACCACUACUGGCGACUUCGGACACGUAACAUACGCGGAUCAUUCAUUUUCACCUCAUUAUAAUUUUCUCUUUCCUAGUCGAUUUAUAUUCAGUCUACCAUUCACAGUCGCCAACAUGGGUUGCGGAAUGUCUACCGAGGACAAGGAGGGCAAGGCCCGGAACGAGGAGAUUGAGAAUCAGCUCAAGCGGGACAAGAUGAUGCAGCGCAACGAGAUCAAGAUGUUGCUUCUGGGUGCUGGUGAAUCUGGAAAGUCAACCAUUCUCAAGCAGAUGAAGCUGAUCCACGAGGGCGGCUACUCUCGCGACGAACGCGAGUCGUUCAAGGAAAUCAUCUUCAGCAACACGGUCCAGUCCAUGCGCGUCAUUCUCGAGGCCAUGGAGUCUCUCGAGCUGCCCCUCGAGGACCAGCGCAUGGAGUACCACGUCCAGACCAUCUUCAUCCAGCCCGCUCAGAUUGAGGGCGAUGUCCUGCCCCCGGAAGUCGGCGGUGCCAUCGAGGCUCUGUGGAAGGAUCAUGGUGUGCAGGAGUGCUUUAAGCGAUCUCGCGAAUAUCAGCUGAACGACUCAGCAAGAUAUUACUUCGAUAAUAUCGCGCGAAUUGCCGCUCCCGACUACAUGCCCAACGACCAGGACGUCCUCCGAUCACGUGUCAAGACCACCGGUAUCACCGAGACGACAUUCAUCAUUGGCGACCUGACCUACCGCAUGUUCGACGUCGGUGGCCAGCGAUCUGAGCGAAAGAAGUGGAUCCACUGCUUCGAGAACGUCACCACCAUCCUCUUCCUGGUCGCCAUCUCCGAGUACGAUCAGCUGCUGUUCGAGGACGAGACGGUCAACCGAAUGCAGGAGGCCUUGACGCUCUUUGACUCCAUCUGCAACUCCAGGUGGUUCAUCAAGACGUCCAUCAUUCUCUUCCUCAACAAGAUCGACAGAUUCAAGGAGAAGCUGCCGGUCAGCCCGAUGAAGAACUACUUCCCCGACUACGAGGGCGGCGACGACUACGCGGCGGCGUGCGACUACAUCCUGAACCGCUUCGUCAGCCUGAACCAGCACGAGACGAAGCAGAUCUACACACACUUCACCUGCGCCACCGACACCACCCAGAUUCGCUUUGUCAUGGCGGCUGUCAACGACAUUAUCAUCCAGGAGAACCUUCGCUUAUGCGGUCUCAUUUAG